Molecule: messenger RNA, 1002 nt
Organism: Cryptosporidium ubiquitum
Lineage: Eukaryota; Apicomplexa; Conoidasida; Eucoccidiorida; Cryptosporidiidae
Product: transcription elongation factor TFIIS
Exons: 1
Coding region: 1-1002 (333 amino acids)
Biological process (GO): DNA-templated transcription
Cellular component (GO): nucleus
Molecular function (GO): zinc ion binding; nucleic acid binding
Source: RefSeq, a predicted model, not a curated record
AUGAGUGAUUCGAAAGAUACUAUUCUAAACAUUAAAUUAAUCAAGGAGAAUUUAGAGAAGUUAAUUUUAAAGAAGGAGUUAGAAUCUACUUAUGGUGAAGUAAUGAAAAUUCUGGAAAAACUUGAUUCUGUUAAUAUUAAUCGGGAAAUAUUAAAACAAACCAAGAUAGGAGUAGUGAUGACUGCAGUUAAAAAAGGGUUUUGUGAAGUAAACAAUAUUGCAAUAGUCACAAAGGCUGAUGAAUUGAUUCGAAAAUGGAAAGAAGCAUUAGCAACAAACACCCAGCAAACUUCUAAUAAGGAUGAGAAAUUAAAUGAUCAAGAUAAAUCAUCUACAACUAAAAAGCUGAGAAAAUCCGACGAAGAAAAUUCAACUGAAGAAAAUGUAGACAAUCAGUCUCAAGUCAAGAGCGAAUUCAAAGAGAGAAUUGAGGAAGAAGGUAGUUUACAUAAAGAGUACAUAGGUCCUUUAACAGGGGAUGUGAUGAGAGACAAAGCAAGGAAUUUUCUAUGGAAAGCAAUGGUUACAGGGGUACCAUAUUCUCAAGCAAAAUUAAUGAAAGAAUCACAAGUUUGUGAAAUUGCUGCAGAAAUUGAAUCUGUACUACAUCGUGAAUAUAUAGUCAAAGGUGAAAAUUCGGUUCGUGAUUACAAUUUACAGCUUAAAACGAUCAAAUGGAAUUUGAGUGAUUUAAAAAAUCCAGAAUUAAAUUCUAAGUUAUAUGUUGGUAAGAUUACACCAGAGGAAAUUGCUAGAAUGCAAAGCAGAGAAAUGGCAUCAGAUGCAAAGCAGAAAGAAAGAGAAAAACAUAAACAGGAGAGUUUGGAAGCUUGCCAGUCAGAUUGGGACUUAAGAAAUUUGAUACAAAAGGAGGGACAAUUUACCUGCGGAAAAUGCAAGACUAAUAAAACAACAUAUUAUCAGAUGCAAACAAGAUCAGCCGACGAACCUAUGACAACAUUUGUACGUUGUUUGAAUUGUGGAAAUCGUUGGAAGUUUUAA